AUGGCCUCCCGGCCGGUCACAGCACUCGUUACCGGCGGCGCAUCCGGUAUCGGUCUCGGCAUAGUACGCACCCUCCUCGCCUCGACCUCUCCCCCCUACAACAUCCUCAUCGUCGACCGCUCCUCCGCCUCUUUCCCCUCGGUCCUCUCGACUCUCUCGUCCGACUUUGGCGAUGCGCGGGUACGGACUUGCGUCGAAUGCGUUGCGGCGGAUGUGACGAGGUACGAGGAGCUGAGGGAUGCGUUCGAGAAGGCGAGAAGGAAGAGGGAGGGGUGGUCGGGACGAGUAGACGUCGUCUGUGCGAUUGCAGGCAUCUCGCAGGUCUUCACCGAUCCUGAGGGCAAAGACCCGUUCCUCCGCAGCGCGAAGCUGGACGAGGACGGUCUCGCAGUCCCACCCAACCUCGCCGUUAUCAACGUGAACCUGAUCGGCGUCCUCAACACCGUCCAUCUCGCUAUCUCUCACUUCCGCUCACAAGAUCCGGACGCACACGUUUGGCGCGGUCGGGUCGUCUGCGCGGGCUCGACUGCUAGCUUGUACCCCUUUCCGAACGAGAGUUUGUACGGCGCGGCUAAGCACGGCGUACUUGGCGUCGUCCGCUCGCUCGCGCCGACUUUACAACCGGAAGGCAUCUCGAUCAACGCUAUCGCUCCGUCGCUCGUCGAGACCGGCAUCGGCAACCCUGAAGCUUUCGCCGCCUUGCGAGAGACGAACUGCCUCACGCCGAUGGAGACGGUGACCAAGGCCGUGCAGGUUCUCAUCGAGCCGGAAGGACGUUUGACGGGCCAAGUCCUCGAAUGCUGCCUGUCGUCCAUCCUCCUCCGCUUGCCGCCACGCCUGCCGAACCACGACGAGGCGCGCUGUAUGGAGAUGAUCUGGCCGUGGAAGGAUGUCGAGCGAAGCGUGUAUGGCUGGAGAAGCGAGGAGGGGGAGAGGUGGUUGCGGGAGAGGGGUGUUGAGGUGGUGAAGGAAUAG
This is a messenger RNA of Rhodotorula toruloides NP11, 975 nucleotides long. Its product is annotated as short-chain dehydrogenase/reductase SDR family protein. Gene Ontology annotation, cellular component: cytoplasm. Gene Ontology annotation, molecular function: oxidoreductase activity, acting on the CH-OH group of donors, NAD or NADP as acceptor. The transcript is spliced from 7 exons. The record is from RefSeq and is a predicted model, not a curated record. Lineage: Eukaryota; Fungi; Basidiomycota; Microbotryomycetes; Sporidiobolales; Sporidiobolaceae. Bases 1 to 975 code for a protein of 324 amino acids.